This is a messenger RNA of Macadamia integrifolia, 1052 nucleotides long. Its product is annotated as protein EMBRYO DEFECTIVE 514-like. The transcript has 2 exons. Gene Ontology annotation, biological process: chloroplast rRNA processing; chloroplast organization. The record is from RefSeq and is a predicted model, not a curated record. Gene Ontology annotation, cellular component: chloroplast. NCBI's taxonomy places the organism in Eukaryota, Viridiplantae, Streptophyta, Magnoliopsida, Proteales, Proteaceae. The coding region runs from base 83 to 874 and encodes 263 amino acids.
CUUUAGUAUAUAGUGGGGUUUUGAAAGCUAGGGUUUUAAAGCUACUCUCUGAGUUCUCUCUGUGAAGUUGUGAAAGUAGGAAAUGGCGGAAGUAACUGAUACGCAUCAGAGUAUCGAUGGGGAAGAGAAGACAGUAUUGAAAGAUAUGGAAGUGGAAACCAUUGAGACUGUUCAAAAGCCAGAUCCUUCUGAAGAACACCAGACCAACGGCGACGAAAAACUGAAAUUGAACGGUGAUCAGCCGUCCGCGAAUACCUUAAAUGGCGAUUUGAAGCGAGCGAGAGAAGAUGGUGACGAGCCAGAAGAAGACGACGGCGCUUCGAAGAAACAGAAGGGCGAGAAGUCCGUGGAAGAAAUGCGCCUCGAUAACUUGGGGCAAGAUGAUCAGAAAGAGGAACCCCAAGAGAAAGACGAGGAAGGUAAGAAAUCUGGUCCUGUGAGUCUCGGCCCUAAGACUUUCAGUUCGUCGGAGGAGAUGUUCAAUUACUUUUGCGAUUUCAUCCAUCACUGGCCUACUAAUCUCAGCGUUAACAAGUACGAGUACAUGGUGUUACUUGACUUGCUGAAGAAGGGUCAUCUGGAGGCAGACAAGAAGCUUGGUGGAGGGGUCAAUGCUUUCCAGAUCCGCUACCACCCUAUGUGGAAGAGCCGGUGCUUCUUUCUCAUCAGGCAUGAUGAAUCUGUUGAUGACUUCAGCUUCAGGAAGUGUGUCGAUCACAUACUCCCCUUGCCUGAGAACAUGAAAGCCAAUUUAGAUGCCAGUAAGGCAUUGGGUGGGCCCCAUCAUAAGGGCAGAGGUGGACAAGGUGGUGGUGGUGGAGGUGGAAGGAGAGGUGGGCGUGGCCGUGGAAGGGGUGGUCGAUCUAGAUAUUAGUUGGGGGAAACUACCUGUUAUUACCACCGGUGGGGUAUCAUUGGAGUAGAAAGAUAUAAAGGGUAGGUAUAAAAUGAAUGUUAUGGCUUCACUUCUUCUAUCAUAUGUAACCGUCUAAAUUUUGACCGUACUGAGCUAGAUAAUUAUUAUUAUUAUUAUUAUUUUUGGUAGGAGUUUA